AUGGCAUUUUAUCCAGUGCAAAUCGCUGGACUGGUCCUUGGGUUCUUCGGCAUGGUCGGGACCCUUGCCACAACUCUUCUGCCUCAGUGGAGAGUGUCGGCUUUUAUUGGCAGCAACAUAAUUGUCUUCGAAAGGGUCUGGGAAGGCCUCUGGAUGAACUGCGUCCGACAAGCCAAGGAUAAGUUGCAGUGCAAGGUCUAUGAUUCUCUGCUGGCCCUCCCGCCUGCCCUGGAGGCGGCCCGGGCCCUCAUGUGUGUGUCUGUGGCCCUGUCUGUGAUUGCUCUGCUUGUUGGCAUCUGUGGCAUGAAGAAGAUUCAGUGCACAGGCUCUAACCAGAGGGCAAAAGCAUACCUCGUGGGAAUUUCCGGAGUCCUCUUUAUCCUGACCGGGAUCUUCGUUCUGAUUCCGGUGUGCUGGAUGGCCAAUAACAUCAUCCAGGAUUUCUACAACCCAGCGGUCCACGUAGGUCAGAAACGAGAGCUGGGAGCUUCGCUCUUCAUCGGCUGGGCCACUACUGCGGUCCUCAUCGUUGGAGGGGGUCUGCUCUGUGGGUUCUGCUGCUGUAACCGAAAGAAUCCAAGGCACAGAUAUUUAGCCCCUGGGCGUCGUGUGCCUCACGCACGUAAUCCACGCCGGACAGUGACGGGGCUCAGUAGGACUUCCACUAGUUACGUCUAA
Messenger RNA from Dama dama (fallow deer), 678 nucleotides. RefSeq names its product claudin 17 (gene CLDN17). Gene Ontology annotation, cellular component: plasma membrane; bicellular tight junction. The coding region runs from base 1 to 678 and encodes 225 amino acids. Lineage: Eukaryota; Metazoa; Chordata; Mammalia; Artiodactyla; Cervidae. The record is from RefSeq and is a predicted model, not a curated record. The transcript has a single exon. Gene Ontology annotation, biological process: bicellular tight junction assembly; cell adhesion. Gene Ontology annotation, molecular function: structural molecule activity.